Fraxinus pennsylvanica is the source of this 4533-nucleotide messenger RNA. NCBI's taxonomy places the organism in Eukaryota, Viridiplantae, Streptophyta, Magnoliopsida, Lamiales, Oleaceae. The record is from the annotation of a GenBank genome assembly.
AUGCAUAAUCCUGAAGACAUCUACUGUAGGAAACUCGUUGAAUUUCUUUGCCUGAUGAUUGCUGCUAGAUUCAGUUUUCUGCUUCUCCUCGGCAUUAUCAUCUUUACACAGGCAUUAAAUACAGGACAUUUAGUUGAGGUUCCUACAAUUUCGGGUUGCAUGGCCAGAUAUAAUCUCCUCCUGCAACUGGGAAGAUGCCAGCAUAGUUCUACAACUUGGAUUCCUGGGCAUCGUGUUGCUCCACUGCGUAAGAAACUGUACAGAAUCACUUUGCAGAGGCCGAAACAAGGUGAAGAAUGUAGAAAAAAAUCCCACAGGUCUGAGAUCAGGCCUCUCUUACAAACUCAGCAUAAUUUGUUCCCUUGUGGUGCUGUGUACUCAUUGUGUGAUACUGCUGAUUUUGCUGAUUUUGGAAAGAUUUUAAAUAGAAAAUAUAACAAGUUCCCAUGGAUCUUGAGAAUCUGGUGGACAUCCAGCUUCUUGUUAUCUCUGGUUCGAGCUAUGAUUGAUGUCCAUCACGCAAUAACGUAUCAUGACAACCUGGGGGUGCAAGAAUAUGCAGAUAUAGUCAGUUUUCUCGCUUCUAUCUGUCUACUAGGUGUAUCAAUCAACGGAAGCACAGGCAUAGCUCCAAGCAUCUCAAACAGCACCACAGAACCCCUUCUCAAUGGGAGAACUGAAAAACAUUCAGAAGUAAAAAGAGACUGUCCUUAUGGGAAAGCUACUCUGGUUCAACUUGUUACCUUUUCUUGGCUUAAUUCACUAUUUGAGACAGGGAUUAAGAAGCCUCUUGACCAGGAUGAAGUCCCAGAUAUUGAUAUCAAGGACUCCGCGAGUUUCCUAUCCCUGUACUUCGACGAGUGCCUCAAGCACACAAAAGAAAAAGAUGGAACAACAAGAUCAUCUAUCUAUAGGGCAAUUUACAUAUUUGGAAGAAAAAAGGCAGCCAUCAAUGCACUUUUUGCAGUUACAAAUGCAGGAACAUCGUAUGUAGGACCAUAUCUAAUUAAUUACUUUGUGGAUUUCCUAACCGAAAAGAAAUUCAGGAGCCUGGGUUUUGGCUACCUUCUAGCACUAGGCUUCCUUGGGGCAAAACUAAUCGAGACAACAGCACAGAGGCAGUGGAUUUUCGGAGCACGCCAGCUAGGACUCAGACUUCGAGCUGCUUUGAUAUCACACAUAUACAAAAAGGGCCUGAUCCUGUCAAGCCAAUCACGCCAGAGCUGCAACACUGGAGAGAUCAUCAACUAUAUGAGUGUGGAUGUCCAAAGAAUCACGGACUUCAUAUGGUAUUUGAACAUAAUUUGGAUGUUGCCAGUACAAAUCUCCCUAGCAAUCUAUGUUUUACACAUAAAUCUAGGAAUGGGAGCUCUAAUAGCAUUAGCUGCAACUUUAACAGUGAUGGCUGUAAACAUACCAUUGACAAGGAUUCAGAAAAGAUUUCAGACAAAAAUUAUGGAGGCCAAGGAUGACAGAAUGAAAACCACAUCAGAAGUUCUUCGAAACAUGAAGACACUCAAACUUCAAGCAUGGGAUACUCAUUACCUUAAAAAUCUAGAAAGCCUAAGGAGAACAGAGCAUAAUUGGUUAUGGAAAUCACUUAGAUUACAAGCAUUAACAACAUUCAUCUUCUGGGGCUCACCAACUUUUAUAUCCGUGAUUACUUUUGGUGGGUGUGUUUUGAUGGAGAUUCCUCUCACUGCUGGAAGAGUCCUAUCAGCAUUGGCUACAUUCCGGAUGCUUCAAGAUCCUAUAUUCAAUCUACCAGAUUUACUCAAUACAAUUGCACAAGCGAAAGUUUCGGCUGAUAGAAUUUCUUCUUAUCUCCAGGAAGAUGAGAUCAAUUCAGAUGCAGUUGAAUUUGUUCCUAGAGAUCUGACAGAAUUUGAGAUUGAGAUUGAUGGUGGUAAAUUCAGCUGGGACAUGGAAUCAAGAUGUCCGACACUUGAUGAGAUACGGCUUGUAGUUAAAAGGGGAAUGAAGGUGGCGAUAUGUGGUCCUGUUGGAUCUGGGAAGUCCAGUUUACUCUCAUGCAUACUUGGAGAGAUGCAGAGACUGUCUGGUAUCAUGAAGAUUAGUGGUUCCAAGGCCUAUGUUCCACAGUCCCCAUGGAUACUGACGGGAAAUAUCAGAGAGAAUAUACUCUUUGGCAAGCCAUAUGAUAGUGCCAAGUAUGAUAGAACAGUUGAAGCCUGUGCUUUGAAGAAGGAUUUUGAGCUAUUCGCUGCAGGAGACUUGACUGAAAUAGGAGAAAGAGGAAUAAAUAUGAGUGGUGGCCAGAAGCAAAGAAUACAAAUUGCCCGUGCCGUAUACCAGGAUGCCGACAUAUAUCUACUUGAUGACCCUUUCAGCGCCGUGGAUGCUCAUACUGGCACACAACUCUUUCAGGACUGCUUGAUGGGAAUUCUCAAGGACAAAACAAUACUUUAUGUUACACACCAAGUUGAAUUUCUUCCUGCAGCAGACCUCAUUAUGGUGAUGCAAAAUGGAAGAAUUUCACAAGCUGGUACAUUUGAAGAACUUUUGAAACAAAAUAUUGGAUUUGAAGUUCUAGUUGGAGCUCACUGCCAAGCUCUAGAGUCAGUCUCAACAGUUGAAAGCACAAGUAGAACAUCUGAAUAUCCAGCAAUUGAAAAUGAAACAGACACAGACAACACUAUAAAUGAAGAAUUUCCACACACUAAGCAAGACUCAGAGCAUAACUUAUGUGUCGAGAUGAAAGAAAAAGGAAGGUUGGUACAGGAUGAAGAAAGAGAGAAAGGAAGCAUUGGAAAAGACGUUUACUUGUCUUACUUGACCACCGUGAAAGGAGGUGUCUUAGUUCCAAUUAUUCUUCUUGCGCAAUCAUCAUUUCAAGUGUUACAGAUAGCCAGCAACUACUGGAUGGCAUGGGCUUGUCCGACAGGCGCAGUUGAGCCCAAACUUGGGAUACAUUUCAUAUUACUUGUAUAUACACUUCUUGCUGUCGGAAGUUCACUUUGUGUGUUGAUCCGAGCCUCUUUAGUGGCCAUUGUGGGGUUGCUUACAGCAGAAAAGCUCUUCAGCAAAAUGCUGCACAGUGUUCUCCGUGCUCCAAUGUCGUUCUUUGACUCCACCCCGGCAGGAAGAAUCUUAAAUCGGGCAUCUACAGACCAAAGCGUCCUAGAUUUGGAGAUGGCAAACAAAUUGGGUUGGUGUGCUUUCUCAGUAAUCCAGCUUCUUGGGACUAUAGCAGUCAUGUCACAAGUUGCAUGGGAAGUAUUUGUCAUCUUCAUUCCGGUGACAGCCAUUUGCAUCUGGUACCAGCAAUAUUACAUACCAACUGCAAGAGAACUGGCGCGUCUAGCGGGGAUACAACGAGCUCCAAUCCUUCACCAUUUUGCAGAAUCACUUGCAGGAGCAGCAACAAUUCGUGCUUUUGAGCAACAAGAACGCUUCACUGAUGCAAAUCUCUGCCUCAUCGAUAACCAUUCAAGGCCAUGGUUUCAUAAUGUCUCAGCAAUGGAGUGGCUUUCUUUCAGACUGAAUCAGUUGUCCAAUUUUGUGUUUGCAUUCUCGCUGGUUUUGCUAGUGACACUUCCUGAAGGGAUCAUAAAUCCUAGCAUUGCAGGGCUAGCAGUCACUUAUGGAAUAAAUUUGAAUGUUCUGCAAGCUUCAGUUAUAUGGAACAUAUGCAAUGCAGAAAAUAAAAUGAUAUCAGUUGAAAGAAUUCUUCAGUACUCAAAUCUUGCAAGUGAAGCCCCUCUUGUGAUUGAUGAUUGUAGGCCUCCGGACAACUGGCCAGAUAUUGGAAAAAUUUGUUUCACAAAUUUGCAGAUUCGCUAUGCUGAACAUCUUCCAUCUGUUUUGAAAAGUAUUACCUGCACAUUUCCUGGGGGGAAGAAAAUUGGCGUUGUUGGAAGGACGGGGAGCGGAAAGUCGACACUCAUACAGGCAAUCUUUCGAACAGUAGAACCCAGAGAGGGAAGAAUUGUCAUUGAUGAUGUCAAUAUAUCCAAGAUAGGGCUUCAUGACUUGAGAUCAAGGCUUAGCAUCAUUCCUCAGGAUCCAACAAUGUUUGAGGGAACAGUUAGAGGAAAUCUUGACCCACUCGACCAAUAUCCUGACUCUGCAAUUUGGGAGGCUCUGGAUAAAUGUCAACUCAGAGAUGUCAUACGUCAAAAGGCAGAAAAGCUGGAAGCUACAGUGGUUGAAAAUGGAGAGAACUGGAGUGUAGGCCAAAGGCAGCUAUUCUGUCUUGGAAGAGCCUUAUUAAAGAAAAGCAGCAUUCUUGUUCUAGAUGAAGCAACAGCUUCGGUUGAUUCUGCAACUGAUGGAGUGAUACAGAAGAUCAUUACUCAUGAAUUUAAAGAUCGAACUGUUGUCACAAUAGCUCACAGAAUCCACACAGUAAUAGAUAGCGAUCUAGUAUUGGUCCUCAGUGAUGGAAGAAUAGCUGAGUAUGACACACCAACUAAGCUAUUGGAAAGAGAGAAUUCUUUCUUCUCAAAAUUAGUCAAGGAGUACUCCACGAGAUCUCAGAGUUUUAGCAGUUUAUCAAAGUUACAAGAUUGA